CUCGCAAACCCGCUGAAGUGGGUUUUAAUGAAAAUCAGUGCAAUCCUGUUCAGCAGAGCGUUUCAAAGGAUGUCUCAGAACCUAGUUCAGUACAUCAUUGUUCGGAAGGACGUCCUCAAGGAGCAUGGGCUCCACUUCAUAAUGGGCGAGGCUUGUUUAGUUUGUUCCGCUGUUCAUUUUGCGUGCCAAGAAGAUCCGGCCACGCAAGAGUACUUCAAGGACGUGGACAACAUGCACAAAGUCGUCCUGGGGGUUGAUAAUGAAUCGCAAUUGCUGAAGUUGGCUAAUGAUCUCAAAGAAAAGGAUUUUUCUUUCGAGCUGCGGACAAAUCCUGAGAAAAACAUUCCCACUUGUUUGGCCAUAAAGGUUUACGAGAAGGGAGAAAUUGCUCAUAUGGUGAAGAAAUUCAAGCUUCUGCGAUAG
Molecule: messenger RNA, 423 nt
Organism: Phlebotomus argentipes
Lineage: Eukaryota; Metazoa; Arthropoda; Insecta; Diptera; Psychodidae
Product: putative peptidyl-tRNA hydrolase PTRHD1
Exons: 2
Coding region: 28-423 (131 amino acids)
Molecular function (GO): peptidyl-tRNA hydrolase activity
Source: RefSeq, a predicted model, not a curated record